Molecule: messenger RNA, 441 nt
Organism: Knipowitschia caucasica
Lineage: Eukaryota; Metazoa; Chordata; Actinopteri; Gobiiformes; Gobiidae
Source: the annotation of a GenBank genome assembly
AUGUCUCUGAGCGACCGAUGCAGAAGAGACGAGGACGAAGAGCAGCGAAGACUCGGAAACUGUGGAAGGAAUAAGAAGGAGAAGGAGAAGGAGAAGGAGAAGGAGAAGGAGAAGGAGGAGGAGAAGGAAGAGGAGAAGGAGAAGGAGGAGGAGAAGGAAGAGGAAAAGGAGAAGAAGGAGAGGAUGGAGAAGAAGAAGGAGACGGAGGAGAAGGAGAAGAAGGAGAAGGAGAAGAACACAAAGACAGAUUGUCAAUCUCGUCUUCAUCUCGCCUGCUCUCACUCCACCUGUCACUGGGCGCUGUGGGACCUGCAGCCUCAGUGCAUCUGCUCAGCACUGCCCCCGGUGUCCAGGGGGCUCAUGUGCGAUUAUGAAACUGAUCUCACUGCACGAGAACCAGCUGCUCGUUCUCCACGUGUCAGAUGCUCUCGCUCCAUCUGA